CAACAGAAAAGCAAGUACCUUAUAGCUUGAAAGACCAGAACUUUGAGCCCCUUUCUCUAGGAGUGGAGUAAAAAGCAAAAGCUUCCUCUCUCUCUCCACUCUCCAGUCCCCCUCUCUCUCUCAAUAAACACCACUUUUGAGAGCUCCUGCCCUGAAAAUGUGUGGAGAGAGAGAAAAGAGAAGAGAAAGCAAGAGACUUUGGGGAGAGGAAGUUGGGUCUACCAUGAAAGGAGAGAGAAGAGAAGGGUCAAAGUUAAAGGAAGGGAAAUGACUAGUCUUGAGGCGACUCUCUAGACGCCCCCUUGGGUGGUCCUUAAACAGCCUUGCUUUUUGCCUUUCUAGGUUGUCAUUAUAGACUUAUAAUCAAGUAACGAAUUGCCA
Messenger RNA from Rubroshorea leprosula, 381 nucleotides. NCBI's taxonomy places the organism in Eukaryota, Viridiplantae, Streptophyta, Magnoliopsida, Malvales, Dipterocarpaceae. The record is from the annotation of a GenBank genome assembly.